ACGAUCCGGACCUACUGCAGCUUCAUGCAUGCACCACUACCCAAAGCCAAUCAAUGUUCUGCAUGGGAUUUGGGCACCACCGAGCAGCAGCACGCCCUCGCAGAGCCCUGUCGCCAUCGCCUGCGACCAUCUUUCGCGUGCGCUUUGCUCUGCGCUCGCAACCGGGCCCGUCCCGCGCGUAGCCUCCCUCCUCCUUCACUUACAGUACCUUAUCCUCCCCACCUGCCUGCUGCAGUUGUGUGUUUAGACUCUGGAUCGCGAGUAUAAGCAAGGUCAUCCCUACGCCUUUGCCACCUCUAUCCUCUUCCAGCAUUGAUUGUCGCUCACAUUCACCCUCCGACUGCCCAUCAUCGCUGCCGCACCUGCGCCUGCCACUGCUGCUGCCGCUCCUGCCACCGCGCCCGCGCUCCAUGAACCCGGCUGCCUCCGCCACUGCGUGUUGGACGAAGCAGAGUCAGGCACUGCUCCCCACGCGCGUGCGCUGCGCAGCUUAAGCUUUCACCUACACCGCCUCGACCGAGCUGUCACCUACUAAAUGGCCUACGCAAACACGUACCAGUCGCAUUCUGCUGCAGCGUUCGUUGACGAGGACUCAGCGGUGCUGGAUCCUACCAUACUGGAUCCCGACAUGCACAGUCCGACUGGUACCUCUUUCCGCAAGGACUCGUUCGCCAACACCCAUGGCGUGCUCUCGCCCGCCGACUCUCAGGCAUGGGACCAUCAGUACUCUGGUCCGAUAGCCGUCGAAUCCACUGCACCAGGAGCUCCGGGACCCUUCCACGACGAUGCUGCUGUCUUUGUGCGCCAGCAACCACUCCAUCCCCCGCCGGCCUUUGCUCAACAACAUCAGCCGGGCCCGUGGCCCUUCGAGCAUGGCUCUGGCGACUGCACGCCGACCACUGGCGCGGAGUUCAUGCCACCACCUCCACCAUUUGAGGGAGGGUCGCACUACGUCCACAAUCGUGCAGACAGCGCGCAUGGCAGCUUCAGUCACCACCCUCCCCACCAACAGUUCCCGCAGCACGCGGAAGCACACUUCAUUCCGGCGCCUCAGGUCCAGACGCCCAUGUCGCCGCACUCGCAUCAGGACUGGAUGGGCAUGGCACAGCAGGAAAUGGAGGGCAGGCCCUCAUCAAAACGCAUGAGACCGUCCUCGCCUCCUCGCACCAUGAUCGACUUCCAGCGGAGGGACGGCAUUCGCAAGAAGAACGGCAGGAUCGACAUCCCUCACGAGCGAAAUAUCCAAACCAUUGACGAGCUGAUUGAGCAAACCACGGACGAAGACACUUUAAAAGAACUCAAGCAACAAAAGCGUCUCCUCCGAAAUCGUGAAGCAGCACUGGCGUCUCGGCAGAGGAAGAAGAAGCACACUGAAGAUCUUGAAGUCAAGGAGAAGAGCUACACAACCCAGAUUGCCAUGCUCGAAGCCCAACUAGGAGAAUUCACACGCGAGCGCGAUGUGCGCGAGAGAGAACGACAGGUCAUGCAUCAGCGACUUGCCGAAUCGCAACGCAUCAUCGACACCAUGCAGGACGAGAAGCGUGAACUCAUGAUGCGACAUAACGAGGAAGCCUCGCAACUGAGAAGGAGGGUUCAGAUCCUAACAGAGCAGCUUGAAAUCGGACCCGCCCCAGCAAUGUCAGCUGCUCCGAGCAGCACUGGAUUCACAGACUUCAACGCGGAGAUGGAAGCACUCAACAUGGGAACGCACGACUGGGACAACUUCAUCUUCGUCAACGACCUUUCCAACAAUGCAUCUGACGACUUUUCUUUCGGCGCCAAACACGAACCUUCCAAGAAGACCUCUGUGCCCAGCAACGCCGUGCAAAGCACAAGCAAGCGCAGCACAGAGGCAGUCACUGAUCAGCCGAUCGCUUCUGGCCUCCUCUUCAUGCUACUUUUGUGCGGUGCCUGGAUCGCUUCCAAACCACCGGCUUCGCAACCACACGACUUGCCCCAGAUGCCACCUGAUGUACGGGCUGCAGCUCCUGCUGUCCUCGAUAGCCUGCUUGCAGAGAGUGGCGUUCCUCACGGAGAGAACCGUUACCAAUCGACAACAGAAGCUGCACCAGAACCGCUUCCCUCUGGCCAGCCUGCUCCGGGCAGAUCGAGCAAAAUCGACCGUAUGCAUCACGCCAUAACAACUUCGACCAAGCAACAGCAGAUCGACCAGGCCUUUUCCUUGACGCAAGCGCAAUAUGCUUCGCUCACAAACGGCAAUGGGCACGCGUACAAUCAGCCAAUGAACCAGGAAUCCGGGCCCCCGCAACGGCGUGUGCUCGCAGAGGCGCUGGCAAAUCUCGAACAAGAUCAACCUGGCAGCAAUAAGGCAGAGGUCUACACUCGAAGUCUGCUUUGGGGCCAAAUACCGUCAGACGUGGUGCGACAAUUCAAGGAACUGGUUCGUGAACAUAACGAAAUCGAUCGGCGAGGCAGCAACGGGAACAAUCUCAAGACUGACACAUCAUAACGGCAUUGAACAAUAUAGACGACAAUCUCACGACACAACAUUCUGGACAACCGCUUUUUCUUUUGAUCUAAAACUCCACAGCAGAAACCGGUCCACAGACCAGGAAUUCUCGGCUUUUUCAGAUCUCAUUCAAAUCAACAAAUUGAGGAAAAGGAACUUGAUAUAAUAUUGCAUUCUCGCGAUACCCACCAUGGACGAGCUCUACGCUUUUCUUUUCGCGGAUUUCUGUUCGCUCGUCUACAAAAACCUCUUCUUUUUACUUAUCUUUCUGCACGCUUUACGAAGGUCACGUUUGAAGGAAUUACGGGAGCUCGGCAGAUUCGCCUCGAGCAUGAAUGAAUGGUAUGACAUGAUUACGAAGGAAGCACGGUCUAGAUGUCGGUUGCGUGUAACGGGAUAUAUACUGCUGUACAUUCGACCAAAUCCACGGUCUGCUCCCAUGUGGAGUCUGUUACUCUGGUACUGUGUCUCGUGGCUUUCCUUCUCUCUUUACAUCGUGAUGUCAUUUAGGAUUGUACUUGUCCUUCCAAAUCCUGUUGGUCAAGUGGUUAGCUUCUGCUGAGGUAUUUUGAGAGCACAGUCGGCACCCUGCGUGCAGCUGCUGAAAUAGCCGAUGGUUCAGAGGUGCAGCAGACAAGCCGGCAGUGCCCCCGUCGCAUAGCUCGGAACCGACUGGAAAGCAAGGUACAAGUGUAUCGCCGCCUGGCCGUGAUGGGGCGAUGAGGAAAAGAGUGCAAGUUCAAUUGCGAUUGGUGAUUCCAGAGUGGAUUAAGAAUAGCGGUGUGUGCCGGGUCAAGACGGCUCGAUGCAAGAAGAGGGAAAAACACGGAAAAAGAGAGAAAGAGAUUAUGCUUGACUCACCAGCUUUGG
This is a messenger RNA of Cercospora beticola, 3340 nucleotides long. NCBI's taxonomy places the organism in Eukaryota, Fungi, Ascomycota, Dothideomycetes, Mycosphaerellales, Mycosphaerellaceae. The record is from RefSeq and is a predicted model, not a curated record.